AUGGCAAUCGAGACUCUCCUUGAUCUCAAUGACCUGUCAGUGGACGAGCUCGUGGGGAGACUCAAGGCAGCCAAGGAAUGCUACGGCCUCAGUGGCAACGGCGUUUCCUCUGCGGCGCGGCUCAACCUCACCGAAGAAGAACUUGUGGAUCGGGUGGUCUCCCGGCUACAAAUCUCGGGCGGCGGCUCUGGAGGCGGGCGCCCUCCGGCCUCGACCCAGAGGAGAGGACGCGGCGGUGGCUCAUCCCAAGGUGGGGGAGGCAGCAGCGCCCAGCCCCAGGGCGGUGGGAGCAACGGCGGCUCCAAACCUUCGGCCGACGGCAACGGCAAGAAGAAGAAGAAACUCGCCAGCGACGAGUGCACCUACUGCGGCAAGACGGGCCACUGGGCGCGUGGCAGCGCCGGAAGGAGCCCGAAUGUGUGGAGGACGUGGUGGGCGUCCACGUCGCCGACGGGAGCGUAG
Miscanthus lutarioriparius is the source of this 462-nucleotide messenger RNA. The record is from the annotation of a GenBank genome assembly. Lineage: Eukaryota; Viridiplantae; Streptophyta; Magnoliopsida; Poales; Poaceae.